Molecule: messenger RNA, 1779 nt
Organism: Candida albicans SC5314
Lineage: Eukaryota; Fungi; Ascomycota; Pichiomycetes; Serinales; Debaryomycetaceae
Gene: FRP2
Product: Frp2p
Exons: 1
Coding region: 1-1779 (592 amino acids)
Biological process (GO): iron ion transport; copper ion import; intracellular iron ion homeostasis
Cellular component (GO): plasma membrane
Molecular function (GO): ferric-chelate reductase activity
Source: RefSeq, a predicted model, not a curated record
AUGGACGAAGAACUUCAGAAGCAUUUAGAAAUUUCAAGAAACACCAAGUACCAGUGGAUUGCGUGCAUUUUCAGUUUAGUUAUAUUUCUUGCCAACGGCAUUGUUUUUUACUGGAUUCCUAGACUUCUUAGAGAUAAACGAUUUGUCAAAACAAACAGAUUCAAACCGUAUUUUGCUUUCGUUGACAUUUGGCAAACCAUUAAUACCCCGUUCUCAAUUAAAGUCGGAAAGAAAACCCACUACUUCAAACCCAGUCUACUUGCCUUAGGUGCAUGUUUCAUUUUAUUAAAUGGCAAGCUAUGCUACAUUGAGACCGACGAUUUGGACUACAAACCCCGCAUAUUUAUAAUUGGGAAACGAUGUGCUAGAAUUGCUUUGGGUCAGAUGCCAGCAAUGUUUUUAUCAGUUACCAAAGGUGAUUUCAUUACCGCCCUUACAGGCUUGACAUACGAACGUGCGGCAUUCUUCCAUGCCUGGUUUGCUACAUUAAUGUUCCUGAUGAUGACAGCACAUGUGGGGAUAAUCGGGUUUUAUUGGGCUCAUCCAAAUUACGACAUUGCUCCUAAAUAUCCAAAAAACGUUUAUGGAAUUAUCGGCUAUGCGUGUUUUGUGUUUUUGGUAUUUGGCAAUGUGGCCUUGAUUAGACGUUAUGCGUUUGAGUUUUUGAUGGUAAACCACCGGGUCCAUUCAUUCAUUAUGUUGUUGAUGGCUUUCUUACACAAUGACAGAGCCAAAGCCAUGGUCAUCCUUGCUAUCCAUUUGCUUGUGUUGGACAAAGUGCUUGGCAGAAUCUACGGUAUCGUACACUCUUUAAAAUCUCCAACAAAAGGGUUGUCAGAAUUUGAGAUACUCGACGAUGAGACUUUGCGUGUCAGUAUCCCCGUGAAAACAUCAAAGACUGAUCCAACACCUUGGUACAGAUUAUUUCUAUUCAAAUAUGGAACUUGGUUAGCUGGCCUGCAUGUUUACUUAAAUGUAAGAAAAGUCGAUUUCUUCCAACACCAUCCCUUUGCAGUUGCAAGUUUACCUGAAUCUGGUAAAAUUACUUUGGUUAUCAAAAAGAGAAACGGGUUUACAAAGAAAUUGUACGACAAGGUCAAAACAAUGCGCGACGAACAACUCGACAGCGAAACUUCCGAAACCGACCCCAACAUUGUUAAAUUAAAAGCUGCUUUCCGUGGUCCAUCACUGGGUAAAUUCCAACCAUUAAUCACAUUUGACUCAGUGGCAUUUCUCGCCCAAGAUUAUGGCGCAUCAUUUGUAUUGCCACUUUGCUUGGACUUGUUGCAGACUAUUGAAAAAAAGGAAGUGGCUAAAAACUAUUUGGGCCGACCAGCUCACCCUUAUUUGAAAGUGUAUUGGUCAGUAAAGAGGUUAAACAAUAUCUACUGGUAUGAAGAUUUGGUUAGAAAAUUAUUGCCAUUCAUCAAUUCAGGGAAACUUACCAUGAAUGUGUUUGUACAAGAAAGUGUUGAACUCGAAGCUACUAAACUGGUGUCAACUAAAAAGUUGGAUAUUGUCUCUGUCACCAGCGACCCCCUGUCAAUUACAAACUCAGAAAUAAAGUUUAUCUAUGAAGAACCAAUGGAGGUAUCACAAGUCAUUCAAUCACACAUUUCCAGUAUGCAUUUCCCAGAGGAAAAAGCGUUCAAGUCGCUUGCUAUAAUGAGUUGCGGAAAUGACAACUUUGGAAGCCAAGUAGAAAGCGAGUCACAAAAGUACAGAUGGGUUAAAGAUGCACCAAAUAUUUAUUUCUAUAACGAGUCGUACGAAACAUAG